UUUGCGAAAAGUCACGUAGGCCACUUGUUAUAGUUCGCGCGUUUAUAAUUUCAAUUUUUAUUAUUUUAUGACCGCGUUAAACAAUACUUAAAUAUGCAAAAUUAAGAAUGGAAGAUUUAACAGCUAACUCUAAAGUAGUAGUUGUGCGAGCAAAACCCGAAGGCCAGAGAAAAACUUUCAAACCCAAUGUGCGAUCAGUGAACAAAAUACCAGAUGAAUUGUUAAAUGAUCCUCUUAUUAACAGAGCUUGUGAAGCUUUACCCCAAAACUAUAAUUUUGAAAUUCAUAAGACAAUAUGGAGGAUUCGUUCAUUGGGAUCAAAAAGAGUCGCUAUACAGUUACCCGAAGGUUUAACUAUGUUUGCCACCACUUUAUGUGAUAUAAUAGAGACAUUUACUAUAGCUGACACUGUAAUAAUGGGCGAUGUUACUUAUGGAGCCUGCUGUAUAGACGACUUUACUGCUACAGCAUUGGGAGUAGAUUUAUUAGUACAUUAUGGACAUUCAUGUCUCAUACCGAUUGAUCAAACAAGCAGUAUAAAAGUACUUUACAUAUUUGUAGAUAUUAAAAUCGACCCAUCACACUUUUUAGAUACAAUAAGACUGAAUUUUCCAAGGAAAACACAUUUAGCAAUAGUUAGUACUAUACAAUUUGUCACAACUCUCCAUUCAGUGGCAAAAGAUCUGAGAAAUGAAGAUUAUAUUGUUACAAUUCCUCAGAGUAAGCCUCUUUCUCCAGGUGAGAUUCUUGGAUGUACUGCCCCCAAACUAAAUUCAGAUUGUGUAAUAUAUUUGGGUGAUGGUAGAUUUCAUUUAGAGGCAAUUAUGAUAGCUAAUCCUUCAAUACUAGCAUAUAAAUAUGACCCAUAUGAGAAAAAAUUUACCUCAGAAGUAUAUGAGCAUGAUGUUAUGAAAAUGAACAGGAAAAAUCAAAUAGAAAUAGCCUCAAAUGCCAAUAACUUUGGCUUAAUAUUGGGUACACUGGGCAGACAGGGUAGUACAAAAGUAUUAGCCAAUCUAGAGAAGCAAAUCUCAAACUGCAAUAAAAAUUAUGUUAAAAUAUUAUUAUCAGAAAUAUUUCCAAGUAAGUUGGCACUCUUUGGCUUAGAUGCAUUUGUGCAGGUUGCUUGUCCAAGGCUGUCAAUAGAUUGGGGUACUGCAUUUCCGAGGCCAUUGCUGACACCAUAUGAAUUUUCUGUGUCAUUAGGGAAUAGUAAGUGGCUGAAAGAUGAUGGAACCUACCCUAUGGACUUUUAUGCAAGUGAUAGCUUAGGGCCAUGGACUCCAAAUUACAAGCCUGUUUUGUGUUCAUCUUCAGACAAGAAAUGUGAUAAUUGUUGUGGAAAGGAAAAAUGACUUACAGGCGCUCCACCUUGAGCUGAUACUGCAGCG
Zerene cesonia (dogface butterfly) is the source of this 1391-nucleotide messenger RNA. It is a transcript of the gene Dph1, whose product is annotated as 2-(3-amino-3-carboxypropyl)histidine synthase subunit 1. NCBI's taxonomy places the organism in Eukaryota, Metazoa, Arthropoda, Insecta, Lepidoptera, Pieridae. The transcript is spliced from 2 exons. Gene Ontology annotation, biological process: protein histidyl modification to diphthamide. Gene Ontology annotation, molecular function: 2-(3-amino-3-carboxypropyl)histidine synthase activity. Bases 108 to 1355 code for a protein of 415 amino acids. The record is from RefSeq and is a predicted model, not a curated record.